Linnemannia hyalina is the source of this 513-nucleotide messenger RNA. NCBI's taxonomy places the organism in Eukaryota, Fungi, Mortierellomycota, Mortierellomycetes, Mortierellales, Mortierellaceae. The record is from the annotation of a GenBank genome assembly.
AUGAGAGCCAGUAAUUCCUCUGGUGGCGGCGAGGCAGAGACCAUCUACCGUGACGCUCGAGGCAGGAAAGUGGAUCGGGUUCAGGAAAAACUGGAGGCAGCAGAGGCGGCGCGGAGGGAUAUUGAAAAGCAGGAACGACAGAUGGAAUGGGGCAAGGGACUCGUCCAACGCGAGGCUGAGGAGGAAAAGAAGAAGCGAGAGCAAGAGGAAAAGCUCAAACCCCUUGCCAGAUAUAAAGACGACAAGGACUUGAACGAGGAACUCAAGGAGCGCGAUCGAUGGAAUGAUCCCGCAGCUAUGUUCCUGUCGGGAACCAAGAAAUCAAAAAAGUCUGCCCCAAAGUUCCCUCUCUAUCAAGGAAAUUUUCCCUCCAACCGUUUCAACAUCAGGCCGGGAUACCGUUGGGAUGGAGUUGACCGUUCGACCGGUUUUGAAAAGGAUUACAUUCAGCGUAUAAACACAAGGAAAAACAACGCCGCAGAGGCCCAUAUGUGGAGCGUUGAAGACAUGUAG